CAAGCUCUUCGGACUCGGUACUAUGAGCGCAAGAUUCUACAUCGUGAUGUCAGUCCUACUUGCCGCAUGUGCAGUGUAGGCCUGGAGACAGUCGACCACAUUGUGGCAGGCUGUAGUGCUUUGGCACCGACGGACUACACUGAUCGACACAAUCAGGUGGCAUCCAUCAUUCACUGGGACGUUUGUCGCCAUUUUGGGGUUCCAGUGGAGAGCAGAUGGUACCGGCAUCAUCCUGAUAGGCUUGUGGAGACGGAUGACAUUACUAUGAUGUGGGAUACCACCAUCCCCACUGCCAGGAAGAUCAAAGCCAAUCGUCCAGACAUCUGUCUCAGAAAUAGGAAGACAAACACUUGUCUUCUUAUUGAUAUCAGCUGUCCUGCUGAUGGCAACAUUGGCAAGAAACAUGCUGAGAAGUUGGCGAAGUACAGCGACUUGCGAGUGGAGAUAAGCCGCAUGUGGCAUUGUCGAACACUGGUGGUUCCGGUGGUCUUGGGAGCUUUGGGCACAGUGCACGCAGGUAUUGCACGGUGGCUGGACAUUAUUCCAGGUCAUCACAACCUGCAGCACUUACAGAAAACAGUGCUUCUGGGAUCUACUCGGAUCCUUUGUAAAGUCAUGUCUUCUUUCUAGACAGCCGUGAUGGUCUAAGUACUUCUGAAGCAGGGUUUGCUUCCGGUACUUGUAAUAGACUUUACAAACCAGACUGAUCUGGUUGAGCACGACACA
Messenger RNA from Corticium candelabrum, 726 nucleotides. RefSeq lists its product as uncharacterized. The record is from RefSeq and is a predicted model, not a curated record. Lineage: Eukaryota; Metazoa; Porifera; Homoscleromorpha; Homosclerophorida; Plakinidae. The transcript has a single exon. Bases 67 to 630 code for a protein of 187 amino acids.